Messenger RNA from Tripterygium wilfordii, 2988 nucleotides. Its product is annotated as eukaryotic translation initiation factor-like. The record is from RefSeq and is a predicted model, not a curated record. Gene Ontology annotation, cellular component: eukaryotic translation initiation factor 4F complex. Gene Ontology annotation, molecular function: mRNA binding; protein binding; translation initiation factor activity. Lineage: Eukaryota; Viridiplantae; Streptophyta; Magnoliopsida; Celastrales; Celastraceae. The transcript is spliced from 9 exons. Bases 231 to 2594 code for a protein of 787 amino acids.
GUCCGUCCUUACAGGACACAAAACACUUCUCUUCUCUGCUCCUCCGCAGAAGAGAAAAAUCCUAUAUAACUCCUCAUCUUUCCCUGUCUAUCUCUGUAAUACACAAAAUUUUAUCUAUCAAAUCCUGAUUCAGCGUCUCGCAUCGCUGAAUUUAUAUACGUAUCUUUGUUUUCGUCUGUUUUUUUUUUUAUUCGACGGCGGAGAUUUUAUCCGGAGUGCUAGAUCGAGGUAUGCAGCAGAGUGAUCAGACGGUGUUGAGCUUGAGACCUGGUGGUGGUCGAGGGAGCAGACUCUUUGGUUCUCGCUUCGAUAACUCUUCGUCAUCAUCAUCGUCAGCUGCCGCAGUUGUCAAUCUUGCUUUUGGCGAUCUCCCUCUAUUAAGUCCUUAUGGCGGCGCCUCUCCUUCUUUUUCGAUUAAGACUGGAGACUCAAGGUUUGAGGGCCGCGAUCGUGCACGUUACAGUAGAGAGCAGCUGUUAGAGCUUAGAAAGGAUAUUGAAGUUUCUGAAGAGAUUCUACAAAUCAAACGAGAAAUUGAUGUUGAACUUUUUGGUGAGGAACAAAGUUGGGCCACGGGAGAAACCAAUCCUCUGAAUCAGUCUCAAAGCCAUAAUUCUGAGCCUGAUAAUCGUGACUGGCGUAGUCGUUCUACUCCAUUUUCUACCUCUGGAGAUGACAGAUCCUGGGAUUCCAUUAGAGAGAACAGAGAGCUCGGUUUUAAUCGCCAAGACCAACUCAACUCCCAAUUUUCAAGGGCACAAAUCUCUGCCAACCAAACGGGAGGACCUGCUCCUAUUUUAAUAAAGGCCGAGGUGCCAUGGUCAGCUAGAAGGGGGAAUCUAUCUGAAAACGACCGUGUCUUGAAGACUGUGAAAGGGAUAUUGAACAAGCUUACCCCUGAGAAAUUUGAUCUCCUUAAGGGCCAACUUAUUGAUUCUGGCAUUACUUCAGCUGAUAUAUUGAAGGGUGUUAUAUCAUUAAUAUUUGAUAAGGCUGUUCUGGAACCCACAUUUUGUCCCAUGUAUGCGCUUUUGUGUUAUGAUCUUAAUGAAAAGCUGCCCCCCUUCCCAUCUGAUGAACCUGGUGGUAAAGAAAUCACCUUUAAGCGAGUCCUCUUGAAUAACUGCCAGGAGGCAUUUGAGGGUGCUGACCAGCUGAGGGAAGAAAUGAGACAGAUGAACGCUCCAGAGCAAGAGAUGGAGCGCCGAGACAAAGAAAGAAUCAUUAAGCUCCGUACUCUUGGAAACAUCCGUUUGAUUGGGGAGCUACUGAAGCAGAAGAUGGUACCUGAAAAGAUAGUCCAUCACAUCGUUCAGGAGCUCUUGGGACAGGAUAGCAAAACUUGUCCAGCGGAGGAAAAUGUUGAAGCCAUCUGUCAGUUCUUUAACACCAUAGGCAAGCAACUUGAUGAGAGCCCAAAAUCAAGGCGUAUAAAUGAUAUCUACUUUAGCCGACUGAAGGAAUUGACUACAAAUUCCCAACUGGCUCCACGAAUGAGGUUCAUGGUUCGUGAUGUGCUUGAUCUGCGAGCAAGUAAUUGGGUUCCUAGGCGUGAAGAGGUAAAAGCUAAAACCAUUACUGAAAUCCAUUCUGAGGCAGAGAAAAAUCUCGGCUUGCGUCCUGGUGCCACUGCAAGUAUUAGGAAUAAUCGUGGUGUAAUAUCUGGGCCCCCUGGGACUGCUGACCCUGGGGGUUUUCCAAUGAACCGACCAGGAUCAGGGGGAAUGAUGCCUGGCAUGCCAGGUACUAGGAAAAUGCCUGGGAUGCCCAGAAUUGAUGAUGAUAAUUGGGAGGUUCCAAAGACCCGGUCGAUGCCAAGGGGUGAUGGACCAGGUAUGCAGGCUGUAGGCCGUGUACAAGCACCAUUGGUUAACAAUUCAUCAUCAGUGAAUGCUAGGCUGUUACCUCAGGGUAGUGGUGGGGUCAUCAGUGAGAGGAAUAGUGCCUUUUUGCAGGGUAUUGGUGGCUUCCCCCCUUUUCGACCAUCCGACUUUGCUGUAAGCACUGAGCCUGCAGAGGCGAAACCUUUUCUUGCUAUGUUUGUGCCUCCUGUUAUGGAGAAAUCCUCGGCUUCAGUUGCAAGGUUGAAUCCAGAUGAACUUCGGAGAAAGACAGUAGCGCUCUUGGAGGAAUAUUUUAGUGUCCGAAUUUUGGAUGAAGCAUUCCAAUGUGUGGAGGAGCUAAAGACUCCUGCAUACCACCCUGAGGUGGUCAAGGAAGCUAUCUCCCUUGGAUUGGAGAAAAGUCCUCCGUGUAUCGAACUAGUUGGGAAACUUAUGGAAUAUUUGUUCACCAAGAGGGUUCUUACAGCGAGAGACAUAGAGACUGGUUGUCUCCUAUAUGCCUCGAUGCUAGAUGAUGUUGGAAUUGAUUUACCGAAGGCGCCAAAUAAUUUUGGUGAGAUAAUUGGAGAACUAAUUUUGGCAGAAGCAUUGGAUUUUAAGGUUGUGACUGAGGUCCUUAAGAAGAUGGAAGAUGACAUGUUCCGGAAAGUGGUGUUUGAUGGAGCGAUGAGGUUAGUUGCUUCUGGUCGUGGGCAAGCACUGUUGGAUUCACAGGCAUCAGAUAUCGAGGCUUGCCAGAGCCUGCUGUAAGAGGCAUUCCGUUUGCAAGAGUGUUUGAAACUUCCAAUGCUUAUUUUCACAUCUCGACAACGCCCUCUUAGCCGACUUUUUUUUAGGCAAGCAACUUUGUAUUCCGUCAUAAGGUGGAGCUCCUAAAAUGGGUCAUUUUGAUUGAGUUGUAUAUCUUUCGAUGUUAUAGCAGUUUGUUAUUGACUAAAGAAAUUGAACCAUAAUACCCAUGGAUUUUGCUCUCGAUUCUUGGCCAGGUAAAUGCCUGAAUGAUCGAGAGGGUGACCCUUUUAUAAGGGAACCAGCUCCAGCUGUGUUGUAUUUGAUUAGUUAUUUUGCCAUCUUUUUUUUUUGUUUGAGACUGCGUUUGAACCGGUUUAUUAUUGAAUCAUCGAUACAGAAUUUGGAUGCUCUA